Brienomyrus brachyistius is the source of this 1675-nucleotide messenger RNA. It is a transcript of the gene alad, whose product is annotated as aminolevulinate dehydratase. Gene Ontology annotation, cellular component: cytosol. The transcript is spliced from 13 exons. Bases 137 to 1129 code for a protein of 330 amino acids. NCBI's taxonomy places the organism in Eukaryota, Metazoa, Chordata, Actinopteri, Osteoglossiformes, Mormyridae. The record is from RefSeq and is a predicted model, not a curated record. Gene Ontology annotation, biological process: heme biosynthetic process. Gene Ontology annotation, molecular function: porphobilinogen synthase activity; zinc ion binding.
CGUACGGUGGCCGCAGAGGUCAUUUCCAAUUAUUCCAGUGCUGGGGUGUUGGUUACUGGUCUGGAGAAGGAAGGUUUCCGGUAAAGGAGAGCAAUCCAUUGACCAACCCGACGCAGCAGGAGGUCGAAGUGCCAAAAUGCAGCCAGUGGAAUCCAUCCUACACAGUGGCUAUUUCCACCCCACCCUCAGAUACUGGCAGUCCUCUGCUUCGGACCUGAGGCCCGAGAACCUCAUUUACCCCAUUUUCAUCACGGACAGUCCUGAUGCUGUGGAGCCCAUUGCCAGUCUCCCCGGCCAGGCUAGAUAUGGAGUGAACAAAGUGGAGGACAUGUUGCGCCCCCUUGUGGAGAAAGGCCUGAAGUGUGUUCUGAUUUUUGGUGUUCCUGCUAAAAUACCUAAGGAUGAGCAUGGAUCUGCUGCAGACGCAGACGACACACCGGCCGUCUUGGCUGUGAAGAAGCUGAGAUCCACCUUCCCAGCCCUGCUGAUCGCCUGCGAUGUCUGCCUGUGCCCAUACACCUCCCACGGCCACUGCGGGAUUUUGCGAGAGGACGGGUCUUUGGACAAUGCGGCGAGCUGCAGGCGUCUGGCAGAAGUUGCCCUAGCCUAUGCACGCGCAGGCUGCCAAAUCAUCGCCCCAUCGGACAUGAUGGAUGGUCGAGUGGGUGCCAUCAAGCAAGCUCUGAUGCUCAAUGACUUGGGAAACAAGGUAUCUGUGUUAAGCUACAGUGCCAAGUUUGCAUCCUGCUACUAUGGUCCCUUUAGGGAUGCCGCCCAAUCGAAGCCAGCGUUUGGAGACCGACGGUGUUACCAGCUGCCACCUGGUGCGAGGGGGCUGGCACUGCGGGCAGUGGACAGGGAUGUCAAAGAGGGGGCGGACAUGCUCAUGGUGAAGCCAGGCUUGCCUUAUCUCGACAUUGUGAGGGAAGUAAAGGACAAGCACCCUACCCACCCCCUAGCCGUGUACAAUGUGUCCGGAGAGUUUGCCAUGCUGUGGCACGCGUCCCAGGCUGGGGCCUUUGACCUGCGCAUGGCUGUGAUGGAGUCCAUGACCGCCUUCCGACGUGCUGGUGCUGAUGUCAUAAUCACCUACUACGUUCCACAGCUGCUCACCUGGCUGAAAGAGUAGUUAGUGCACAGAUAUACAGGUUUGCAAGAACCAUGAACACAUGUUAGCAUUCUGUUCACUAUAGACUCGUACCAGAACAGCUCUCCAUGUUGACAGACAAUCACAUAAGCUGUGAGCUGCUUCCAAACUCUGUCCUGCAGUGGCAGGAAAAUCCAGUUCAAUGUGUAGCCAUUCCACCAUCCCCACCCCCCCAAAAAAAAAACAAAAAAACUGAGAAACAUUUCAAGUACUAAUAUUCCCAGUAUAUAAAAAUUUACUUUUAUCUUGUCUAUCUUUAUCGCUGUUGGAAUUCUUGGGUAUUUUUUUUUUACUUACCAGAGGUUCUUUGAAAAGGGCAAUGAUGUCUUGUUCCAAAAUUUCAUCGCUGUACCUACAUGUAUGCUGAAGUAUUCACAUUUGGCUUUGUGAUAAAUAGUAAAACCACUAACCCCCCCUUGUGAAAGGCCUACACUGUCAUGUAUUUUUUCAACCUAUUAAAUCAAUGUCCUUUUCAAAUAAGAUAUAAAAGGUUUUCAGUGGACCUGAAUAAAAAUGACUAAUCAUGAA